Molecule: messenger RNA, 978 nt
Organism: Nakaseomyces glabratus
Lineage: Eukaryota; Fungi; Ascomycota; Saccharomycetes; Saccharomycetales; Saccharomycetaceae
Gene: MOB2
Product: Mob2p
Biological process (GO): positive regulation of protein phosphorylation; cell division; signal transduction
Cellular component (GO): cytoplasm; nucleus
Molecular function (GO): protein kinase activator activity
Source: RefSeq, a predicted model, not a curated record
AUGUCUUUCUUUAACUUUAAAGCGUUUGGAAGGAACUCCAAGAAGAAUAAGAAUGGUGCGAGCAAUCUAGGCCCAUCUUCAAAUGCUGGAACACCCAACACAUCUACAAAUGCUUCUGUACUGGGCUCUUCACAUAACCAGAUAAUGAACUCUAGUAAUACACAAGCUCAGUCAAUAUAUUCCAACCAACCCAGCAGCAGCUCAAAGCUCUCCUUGAGAAAAAAUCAGUCUCCAACUCGAACACAAUCACCAUCUAGACUCUCUCACAAUAAUAAUAAUCAAAUUUUGCAAGAAAGAGCACAAUUAUCGCAUUCCGGAACAGCUACUAAUGAUACCCAAAGCCUCUCACAGAGAAGAUCAAACUCCCCUGAAAGGUCGAGCUCACAACAAGUCAUGUUUUUAAGUGAGCCUUUUGUCAAAACAGCAUUAGUGAAAGGGUCUUUUAAAACUAUUGUACAACUUCCGAAAUAUGUGGAUCUUGGAGAAUGGAUUGCAUUAAACGUUUUUGAGUUUUUCACAAACCUAAACCACUUCUAUGGUGUCAUAGCAGAAUAUGUGACAGCUGAUGCAUAUCCAACGAUGAAUGCAGGUCCCCACACGGAUUACCUUUGGUUGGAUGCUAAUAAUAGACAGGUUUCUUUACCUGCUGGCCAGUAUAUUGACUUAGCACUGACUUGGAUAAACAAUAAAGUUAAUGAUAAGUCUUUAUUCCCAACUAAAAAUGGAGUCCCAUUUUCUCCAAAUUUCUUUAAAGAUGUUCAAAGGAUAAUGAUUCAGAUGUUCAGGAUAUUUGGUCAUAUUUAUCACCAUCAUUUCGAUAAGAUAGUUCAUUUAUCGUUAGAAGCACAUUGGAACUCUUUCUUCGCCCAUUUCAUCAGUUUUGUGAAGGAAUUCAAAAUAAUAGAUAGAAGAGAAAUGUAUCCAUUGAUGCCACUGAUAGAGAAUUUCGAAAAACAGGGUAAAAUUAUAUAUGCUUGA